CAUCUUACUACAUAUUCACAUCACGCAUAGUGCACGUAAAUGUAUUGUCAUGAAAUAGCUAACUGUUGCAGAUCUUGAUUUCAUAGGUAAAAUAUAAAUAACAGCGAUGUUAUAUCCAAAAGGGCAUCCGCCAAAUCUCAAAGUAAGAAGGAACAAAGCUUUGGAAGUAUGGCUUUUGCUCCUAGGCAAGAUAAUAUGAAAACUAUUUACUUUUUACGCCAUGGAUUAGUUGAUCACAAGACCGAUGAACAGGGCGUUCAUCGAGAUCACGAUCCUAUGUUAAAUGAGGAAGGCAUCAAGCAAGCUGAAAAGGUUCGAGACGAAUUAAGAGAUGCAGAACUUCCUGUGGAGAUCAUUUUUUGUUCUCCUUUGCGCCGGGCUAUUGAAACCAUGCAAAUUGCAUUCCAGGAUUACCUGAAAGAAGGCCAUGUCCCGGUAAAGAUCCUUCCUACUUUACAAGACUGCGGCGACUGGGAAUGUAACGUCGGAACACCAACUGCAGAAUUGGAACAGCAAUUUCCUAGAUAUGACUUUUCAGCCUGUUACGAGGACAAGUUAUAUCCCAAGAAGGAAGGAAUCCACAAAGCAGACUUUGAGACCAGUGUACUAAAGACUCAACAGUUAGCUGAAUACUUUGCCAGGGUACCUCAAAAAAAUUUAGCAGUCGUAACCCAUGGUGUUUGUAUCCGUCUCUUUUGUGGUUUCCAGAAACCAGGGGAAACCUUGAAUGCUACUCCCAAGGACAAGAACUCUUUUAGUCCUUGCCAGUAUGGUGGGUAUACUUUUCAUUAUUAUAGCGACAAAACCUGGAGAUUUACUCCGCUUGAAGGGAAAUCGUAAUGAUAGCAUUACUCGGAAGUACUCUAAUUAUUUUUUCUUUUUUUUUUUGAACCGGUCUGUGACACUUCAGACCCCGUUCAUUGUUGACGAAAUUAUGAUUCUUCUAACGGCCUGUCUAUGAAUUUGUGCACAAAGGUUGGAAUUCUUUCCCUAAUAAUGAUAAUUAUACCCUAUAGAUGAUACUACUAUAGUAUGGUAAUGGAUCUAUUAAAAGGCGUGUUUCUGUUUUUGUUCCUUUUAAAUAAAAAAAUCGUAUUAAAAGUAUAAAUUAUAAAAGCAAAAUUAAU
Messenger RNA from Schizosaccharomyces cryophilus OY26, 1127 nucleotides. Its product is annotated as phosphoglycerate mutase family protein. Gene Ontology annotation, molecular function: phosphatase activity. The transcript has a single exon. Lineage: Eukaryota; Fungi; Ascomycota; Schizosaccharomycetes; Schizosaccharomycetales; Schizosaccharomycetaceae. The coding region runs from base 169 to 840 and encodes 223 amino acids. Gene Ontology annotation, cellular component: cytoplasm. The record is from RefSeq and is a predicted model, not a curated record.